CAUUUAUUUUUUGUUUGGGUGAAAUAAGCCCACCUUUUCUACUGGUUAUUAAGAUAGAGAAGAAAGUCACGGAAAGGGAAGAGCAAUUGCAGGCAUAUUACAGAGAGAGAGGGGGAAAGGUGAAAGGGAGGAGAAGGAAGGAGGCUGCUUACCCUUUUACAGAAUCGAUCUGCAUAAGGAAUGGAAGAGGAGGUUUCUUACCCUUUAACCGUUUUACAGAUUUGAUUGAGGCUGUCCCCUCCGACGAGAAGCACAAUAACUCGCAUCAGAAAUCUCCUCCUAUUCCCAAUUUCAAACAAAUAGAAAUCCCUAGUUAUAAGCAAGUCGACGACCCCACUCGCUGACGAAAGUCCUUGGGAGUGGGGAGAUCGCGAUUGGGAGUACCGCGGACGAUCUCGGCGGCGGAGAGGUUAUUGACGAGUGCGACUUUCAUCUCUGGCAGCCAGCCCACCUCCACCGCAGGUUCCAGAUUACCUCCAGAGAUUCGCUGCUAUCUUCUCUGUCGAUUGCUGCAGCAGACAGUGUACAAAUGCCGGACAAGAUUAACGAUGUCGACGUACGCACAGAAGAAACAAAACCACUGAGAGGGUUUUCAUGGGCAAAGAAGGGCAGAGUGGAGAAGUACAACAUUUUGCUGGACCCUGUCUUUAGUGUAAUUCACAUAUUAGAAGCUACAAAAUUAACCGGAACGGGUUCAUCAUCUAACAGAAGCACUAUUUCAUAUUGCCUCCACUUCUUGCAGAAUCAAAAGGCGAUCUACUAUGAUGUACCAGCAAGGGUAGUGGAACUACAGAUUUGGAGGUCUAGCGAAGUAUAAUGCAACUUACGUG
Molecule: messenger RNA, 830 nt
Organism: Linum tenue
Lineage: Eukaryota; Viridiplantae; Streptophyta; Magnoliopsida; Malpighiales; Linaceae
Source: the annotation of a GenBank genome assembly